AUGUAUUCUGACGGUCUCUUGACGCUCCAUUAUGGGAAACAUCCAGCGACCUUGGCCGCAGAGGUCGGGGCCUGGUACAGCGGGGACCGUCACGUGGACGUGACACUGGCGUGCGACGAUGGGUCCGUCGUGAAGGCCCAUCGCGUCGUUUUGGCAGCCGCCAGUCCCCUCUUAGCUAGUCUACUUCGGAAUCCUGCCCUGGAUCAUGUGGUUCACUUAUCAGGCGUCCGAAAGGCACAAUUAAAUCAUUUACUGGAGUUUUUAUAUAACGGAGAGGCAUUGAUACCGUCGACAGAGCUUACACCAUUGAGGGAGCUCUUCGAGGUUUUGCAGAUUAAGUCAGAGCUAUUUGAGCCCAAUCAACCUCAAACUAGUAACUCUGAUCCCGAAAGAAUAUCAACUCCGCAGCCUUCAGAAGGCCAGGAGAGUUCCAGUUACGAAUCCCAAUACGAUGGCAGACAGUCCAAUAAUCCCGCGGACUGUUGCUCAGUCCUCAUCAAAACGGAAGGCUGCGAAGAGGAACCGGAAGUGGAUGUGGAAGGUGUGGAAGGCGAAAGUCUUCUCUCGGAUAACAGAGAGAGCAGCAUAGAACCUCCCAGAAGAAGGGAUAGUUCCGAUCCUGUUAAUCUCAGUCUCAAUUCCGGCACUUCCGUCACAAGCGACAGCUCGCACGAUAUAAUACACAGUAGGUCUGAAAAGCCGAUAUUUGAGAGGCGAGAAUCUCUUGAGGAGGCUGAAGAGAGGAAGAGGCAGCUGGCGGCGCGGCUGGCGUUAGGCUUAGAAUCCGGGAAGAGAAAACUCGAGGAGAUACCGAUCCCACCUGCGGAGGCGUACGUCGUGACGCCUCAUCGAAAGCGAAGGCCAGGCUUCCACAAUGCACCCGCACAAAAUCCGGCCUUCGUGCCCUUUAAUCCUGGAUUCGAAACGCCAAGAAGGUUACAGGCGCCGCAUCCUCUGAGCGUUUCGGCACCACCAUAUCUGCAGGAUAGAUCGGUGACACCGCCAUCGCAUCGACCACCGAGUGCCGAUCCGACGUCAGCAGCGGCACUGGAGCCACCUUGGACUACCUGGACUCUGCCGAGAGCUCCACCGCCGCCACCGUCAACGGACGACCCGCCGAAGUCCACUCCUGUUCGAGAAUACCGAUGCAGCUAUUGUGGCAAACAGUUUGGCAUGUCGUGGAACUUAAAGACCCAUCUUAGAGUGCACACGGGCGAGAAGCCUUUUGCGUGUAGACUUUGCGUUGCCAUGUUCAAGCAAAAAGCUCACUUGCUGAAGCACCUUUGCUCGGUGCAUCGAGGUGUGAUAGCCGCUCCCGACAAUACCUUCUCGUGUUGCUUCUGCUCGUCGUCGAACUUCGUCAAUCUGCAGGACCUCAUCAGGCAUCUCUCGGGGCCGCACAAUAAUCUGCUGCUCAGCAGGAAUCUACAUCGCGAAUUUGCGAAUCACGAAUAACGACAAAGUCAAAGACCGUCCAGUGCUGAAGAGUGUUCCUCGAGCGCACAAUGACGAGUCCUUGAAGCGGCUUCUGAUCCGAGCAACGCUCUCCCAGGAUCUCGUUAGGAGGAUGCGAUCGAGGGACGCAAUUUCUGUUUAGACCAUUUUAAAGAAUUAUGUUUAUACACAAAAUGAGAUAUGUAAAAUUAUCAUUCAAUCUCCGCUGCUUUUCACGAUACAUUGAAGGGUAUAUCAUUACAAUUAUCUUCUUCCUUAGUCUUUCAUCUUUUGUCAAAAGUGUAAUGAUCUCUGCAUAUUUCUGUGGCGUGUGCUUUUUAUAGUUUAUGAGAUAUACAGUUUAAUACGCCUUAGUUCUAAACGAUCUAGAAGAGCUCUCAUGGCAAGACAUUUUCGGUAUUUUCUAUUGUCUUUCGAAAGAUGAAUAAAAUCGAUGUUAGAAAAUAAAUAUUAAAAAUAAAAUUUACAAAUGGUCUGAACAUAAUUUUAAAUGCUGCAGUUUGUCUUUAUAUUUUUUUAUUGGUUACUAUAAUUAUUUCAAUUCAGAAUUGUUUAAAGGUUUGCGGGUUAUUAAUAUGUUUUGAUACAUUAUUAGUGCCUUUACCAAUGGUUACUAUAAUUCUAUCCAAGUCACGCAAAAUAACUUUUUUUAAAUAAAAAUAUAAUAUAAACAACACACGUAUAAAAUUUCCAUUUUCUUGCGAAUAAAUAUAUUCUCUCGAUUUAAUUUAUACGAAAUUUCUAAAAAUAUUAAUUCGAUAAAAUGUCGAAUCAAAGUUUUAUACGUUCUCCUUGAAGAUAAACGGCAUACAGCACUGGAAAAGGGUCUUUUUUUUAAGAAUAAUAAAUAAGAAAAGAAAAAAUCGAUUUUAUACAUACAAUGUAUAUUUUCUUGAAGUCGCUCAAUUGCGAUAUUUCAGAAAGAUCUUAUCGUUAUAGCUAAGCAAUAACUUUGAUAAGAUGUUUUUGUUAAUCGACGUGGUUCGAGUAUGUACGUCAGAAAUGAUCGUCGAUGACGAUCCGCGAAAAGUACAAGGACGGAUAAUACGAACGAAGAGAGUCAAUUACAUUGUCACGCGUCAAAUCUCGACGAGCUUGUAGGAUUGAAGCGCAGUCUCUUUGUCGCGUCUUGUUUGUUGUUAUUUUAUUUUAAUCGCUGGCACGUGGCAAAUCCGGCAACAAGUCCCGUUUACCUCAGCGCGUGCGACUAAUCUCAUAAUGUAAAUAAUGUUAAAUAGGAACUAGAGGACGGACUAGAAUUUAUUUAUUUCACUCUAUUGCAAAGGGACCAACCGACUUUCCACCGAUUUCUGUCUUAGGUAGAUCUUAGGUGUCCUGCCCGCCAAUCGCCACGAGUUAAACUGCUACGAGUUAGAACUGUAUAUGAUUUCGAUCACGAACACGAAAGUAUUCGAUCGGAAUCGAGGGAAAAGAAUGAAAUUAUGAAACCUCAUGCAGGACGGAAGGGAACAUUAUCGGCGAAAUCGAUAAUGCAAAUCGCGGAAGACGCAAGUUAUGAUGUUGAAUUGUUGAUACAAUUUAUUGUACAGUAAACAGCGACGUUGUUAA
Temnothorax curvispinosus is the source of this 3024-nucleotide messenger RNA. It is a transcript of the gene ken, whose product is annotated as transcription factor Ken 2. Gene Ontology annotation, cellular component: nucleus. Gene Ontology annotation, molecular function: RNA polymerase II cis-regulatory region sequence-specific DNA binding; DNA-binding transcription factor activity; protein binding. The record is from RefSeq and is a predicted model, not a curated record. Bases 1 to 1455 code for a protein of 484 amino acids. NCBI's taxonomy places the organism in Eukaryota, Metazoa, Arthropoda, Insecta, Hymenoptera, Formicidae. The transcript is spliced from 5 exons. Gene Ontology annotation, biological process: regulation of transcription by RNA polymerase II.